Acanthosepion pharaonis is the source of this 1020-nucleotide messenger RNA. The record is from the annotation of a GenBank genome assembly. NCBI's taxonomy places the organism in Eukaryota, Metazoa, Mollusca, Cephalopoda, Sepiida, Sepiidae.
AUGGACUCGCGUACAGCGUUCAACUCUACGACACCCCUGUCCCUUUGCCGACUGUCCGUCCGUUUGUCUGUCUGCCUGUCCGUCUUUGCUAUUGGCUUACAAGUGAUAGCUGUCUCUUCGGCUCUAUUCAUAUCUUCAAAAUGUUUCUUUCUUCUUUUCGUUCAUAUCUAUUGUUAUUGUUUUUCUGCUAUUCUUUCUUUCUUUCUUUCUUUCUUUCUUUCUUUCCCGCUGCAUCUCUUUAUCUCUUUAUUAUUAAUAUCCCUUUCUUAUAUUAUGUAUUUUCACUUGUCUCGCUAUGUUCUUAUCUAUCAAUCUUUUUAUCUAUUUUUGUUUAUUAAUAUCUAUCUAUCUGACUCAACCUUUUCAUACCUGUUUUUCUCUUCAUAUAUCUUGUCUCUCACCUUUUUAAAUCAUAUAAAAUACCUUCUUUUUUCGCCUUUCAUCUUCCUCUUCUUUUUAUUCACUUUCCUUCUCUCUCUCUCUCUUGCUCGCUCUCUUGCUCGCUCUCUCCGUACGCACCCCUCCUCUCGUUAUUUCUCUUUCUCUUCUCCUACCUCCUUUAUUUCUUCACUUUCCACCUUUCUUUCUACGGCUUCCUCGUUUUGCAACUUCUUUCUCUCUAGCUUCACCUUCUUUCACUCUUUUUACGCCUUCCUCCUCCCUUCUUUCCUCUUCUCUUUGCAACUUUCUUUCUACACCUUCCUCUUUUCGAUCUUCCCCUCCCUUCUCUGUUUCUUUACUUUUCUCCUCACAUCCUCCUCCUUCUUCUACCCCUUCUUCCCCUUCAACCUCUCUUCCUUUCGGUCUCUUCCUCCUUUCUUUCCUUGCUUUCUACCUCUCGUUCUUCUGCCUCGUUUUCUUUUCUCUAUCUUUUCUCCUUUCGCUUUCUCCCUUCUCCUCUCUUUCUAUAUCUUCCUCUUCUUUUUCUAUUUUUGCUUUAUAUUUUCACUUUCUCGCAUUCUCUCUCUCUCUCUCUCUCUCUCUCUCUCUCUCUCUCUCUCUCUCUCUCUCUCUCUCUGA